UUUCUUUCUUCCAAAUUUAUGCACACUCCACACUCCAGAUCAGUAGGUGGCGGUAAUGCACCUUUUUGGCUGGUUUGCCAAACCGCCAUAAAACACCAGAAGAAGAAGAAGAAGAAGAAGAAACGUAAGUCCACUGUCAACAGUAAAAUGCACAGGACUGUGCCCAGCCUCCCACUGGCGCCCUCAAUGAAGGUGAAGCUCAUCAAUGCGGGUUUCCAAGUGGCGUCAGACUUGACCGACAUGCGUCCUCUUCAGCUCUGCAAAGAGGCAGGUAUAUCACAGGAGGAGGCAGUGGAGGUGUUGCAGGUGUUGAGGGAUGACGGCCAGCCUCACCAGCAGAGGGCGGCAACAGAGAGCCUAACAGCUCUGGAUCUCCUGCACCAGGAGCAGGCUCUGGGGAGCAUUGUGACAUUCUGCUCGGCCCUGGAUGAUGCCCUCGGAGGGGGCGUGCCUGUGGGAAAGACCACCGAGAUCUGCGGGUCCCCUGGUGUCGGAAAGACUCAGCUGUGCAUGCAGCUGGCUGUGGAUGUGCAGAUUCCUGUGUGUUUUGGAGGUCUGGGAGGAAAGGCACUGUAUAUAGACACAGAAGGGAGUUUCUUAGUGCAGCGGGUUGCUGAUAUGGCGGAGGCAGCCGUGCAGCACUGCACCCUCCUGGCAGAGGAUACAGAACAGAGACAGGCUUUAGAGGAACUUACUGUUGAGAAGAUCCUCUCCAACCUCUUCUUGGUCCGUUGCCAUGACUAUGUAGAGCUGUUAGCUGAGGUUUACCUCCUACCUGACUUCCUUUCUGAGCAUCCCGAGGUGAGGUUAGUAGUGAUUGACAGCAUCGCCUUCCCAUUCCGGCAUGACUUUGAGGAUCUUUCUCAGAGGACCCGCCUCCUGAAUGGCCUUGCCCAGCAGCUUAUCCAACUAGCAACACAACAUAGUUUAGCGGUUGUUUUGACCAAUCAGAUGACGACAAGGGUUUCAAAUGGCCAAUCUAAGCUGGUUCCUGCAUUAGGUGAGAGUUGGGGUCAUGCUGCGACGCAGAGGCUCAUCCUGCACUGGGAGGGACUGCGAAGGCUCGCCUCCUUGUACAAGUCCCCAAGUCAAAUGGAGGCCACAAUUCAAUAUCAGAUUACAGUCCAGGGUUUUAGGGAUGCCCCAGAUGAACCCAGAACUACUCCUGAUUCAUCUGCAGUCUCAUCUCCUUCAGGAAACCACAGCAAACGCCCUCGAAUGGAGGAUCUGUCUUGAGGAUGUAUUGCAGACCAUUUUGGUUUUCAAAGCAGUAUUCCUACUUCAAAACUUGAAAUAUGCUGAGAAAAAAAACAAGGAAACAUCAUAGCAGGAAUGUACAGAUAUGUAUAUAUUAUAUAAAAACACAAUUAAGGACAAUUAGUUCUUGGAUUAUUAUUGAAUAAAUUAUAGUAUAUUGAUUGUUGGCCCUUAGUUAUUUAUUUUAUUGUGAUAUUAGUGGAUCAAUUAGUGGAUCCAAUAUAAAUUUCCCACCAGACAGUGAGACAGUGUUACAAUUUAGGAGGAAAGACUGAAAAUGCCAAACCUAUUCCAAAGUGACCAAAACUUUCUAACGAAAAUUGGAUGACGGACCAGGUUAAAGGCCAUAUAUUUAUCAAACUAUUAAAAGUUGGUGUGCAUUAUUUCCCACCGCUUUACUAAUAUUCUGUAUUUAAUAUAUGCAAAAUUGUUUUUCUGCCACUUCAAGUGCUAGUGAUUAGUCAAACUAAUCAUCGUUAAUCAUGUCACCUAAUUUACACAGGCCCAAAAUUUGUGCCAUGAUAUGCAAUUAACUAAAUUUGUAAUAGUCAAUUGAAUAAUUUGGCCCUAAUGAACCCAGUGAGAAGGAUUUGUUGUGUACAUUGUGUUGUACAGGUCAUAUCAGGAUGACUUUCUGCCUUGAUUUAUGCAUGAGUGACAGUAUAGAGAUAAAGAGUUUACCGCUCACAUUCACCUCCAAGUAACAUUAAUAAUUUAGCCGCAGAUUGUGCCAGUUCAAUAUUAGUAUAUCAUCCAGGUUCGUUCUCUUCCAGCGUAUAUGUGUGAGGUUCAUCACUUUAAUUGAAUUAUACACUGGGAAGCCAGCAUUACAUCAGCACGAAGAUAAAAUAUGAGCACUUCACCUCAUAUUUCCUUGGCUGGCGAUGGAUAGUUUAGACACCCUGCAGAAGAACUGACUUAAAUGCUUUAUGCUCAUGUGGAAAGAAGGCGACAUUGUGUUCUUGAUGUUUUUAACCUCCAUGUUAGACACAGGAAGAGAUCAUGAUUGAAGAACUGCCUGAGACGGAGUGCUGGACUAAUAAGAUUAGAUCAUCUGGGGCUGGUUUUAGAUGAGUGACUGUUUAGUUGUGUCCUAACAAGCACUUGGCCUCAGGCUUUUUCAGGUGAGGAGGAAGGUACACUGGGUAUUUCUACACUGCUAUGAAACUGUCAUCCUGGGUCACUGCAUCAGACAUCGCUUUACCAUAUGAUUUAUCAUUUUGAAGGUGAACAUGACAGGUUACUAGCUGACUAUGAAUACAGUUUCAGAUUGCUCUAUACAGGCAAGGCUAUACUUUGUUCUUUACAAAUAUGCACCAUGGUAACCAGUUUCGAAAUACCAUAGUAGCUUUCAUAAUUUUUCUGACAUUUCGUUACCUAGCAAUAGCUGUGGUAACUAUGAUAUUUCACCAUAAACUAUGGUUACCCUACAUUUCUGAAAAGGUUAAUACUGAGUU
Molecule: messenger RNA, 2714 nt
Organism: Sinocyclocheilus rhinocerous
Lineage: Eukaryota; Metazoa; Chordata; Actinopteri; Cypriniformes; Cyprinidae
Product: DNA repair protein RAD51 homolog 3-like
Exons: 10
Coding region: 19-1236 (405 amino acids)
Biological process (GO): DNA repair; reciprocal meiotic recombination; meiotic DNA recombinase assembly
Cellular component (GO): Rad51B-Rad51C-Rad51D-XRCC2 complex; replication fork; Rad51C-XRCC3 complex
Molecular function (GO): four-way junction DNA binding; ATP binding; crossover junction DNA endonuclease activity
Source: RefSeq, a predicted model, not a curated record